Messenger RNA from Ceratina calcarata, 917 nucleotides. RefSeq names its product COMM domain-containing protein 5. Bases 169 to 789 code for a protein of 206 amino acids. Gene Ontology annotation, cellular component: nucleus. The record is from RefSeq and is a predicted model, not a curated record. NCBI's taxonomy places the organism in Eukaryota, Metazoa, Arthropoda, Insecta, Hymenoptera, Apidae. The transcript has 4 exons.
UUGCAGCAAGUUCACAUGGAUAGGCGAUACGUCUCUAUCCAUACCUCGGUCGAUUUCAGCAAUACGUUAAUUUCUAGCAUUCUAUAUAAAUGUAUUUUAACCAAUUUUAACUUAUCUAUGACUUAUCGUUGGCCCUAGUGAUAAUGAAAUAAAGUGGCCGAAAUAAAGAUGUCGAAUUUUCAAACUCAACUUGUGUAUGCUUUAGGAAACAGAACAAAGGUUUUUCCAGAAUUAAAAAAAGUAUUUGUUCGACCUUUAAUACAAAUAGCCGUAAAGGCGAUAAAUCAAGAGUACAUAGAGGAAGGAAUAUUGGAUAGAAUAAGUAAAAAAUACAAUGUGCCAGAAGAAACUGUGGAUGAAUAUUACUCAGUUAUUUUUACAGUAUUAAGAAUUAAUUUGGGUACGUUAUCCCAGAAUGUAAAGCCAGCAGAAUUUAAACAACUACUAGAAGAGUUGAAAUUAUCUGCAGAAUGUAUCGAUGAUCUAUCUACAGUUGUAUAUGGCCUGAAAAGGCCAGAAUUAAUAUCUGGUUUAGUACAAAAAACAAAGUUCUAUCCUCAUCUAAUAGCCUGCAAGUGGCGAAUAGACAUCACUAUUUCCUCCAGCAUACUAAAUAGAGUUUUGGAACCACAUAUCAUAAUGGAAUGGACGUUUAGCAAUGGAAAACGCCAGAUAUUUGAACUAUCACUGACGAAGUUUCAUCAACUGAGACAUGCCAUAGCAACGAUUCUUGUAGAAAUGCAAAAGGUUGAACAACAAUGUGCCUCGAAAAAUAUUAUAUGCAGUUGAUAAUGGAGAAACCAACUAUACUAUGUAUCCAUUCUUUUGUGCAAUAUUACAUUAAAAAAAGAAACUAAUAUAGACUAUCUCUUUUAUAGCUGAAAUAAAACAGUACAUGAGUAAAUAUGUAAUAUAAA